GCUCGGAGCCGAUCUACCGACUGGGGCCAGCGCGGCAAACCUGCGGCGGCUGAUGCGCGCGCAUCCUCCCCUGCCUCCUCCCGUCUCUCCUUGAUUGGCGCGUUCUGGUGACGUUGUGGGCAGCAUGGCCGCCGCGAAGCCGGGAAGGUGAAGUCAGGGGAUUGGUGGAGUCAGUACAAUCAGCCAACCUCAACCUGAGUCCAGCCAGAAGAACUCAAAUUUGUUUCAUCUUUUUGACUUCAGCCAUGCCCACGAUGCUUACCCUGUGAAGGUCUCCUACCACCCAAAAAACGCAAUGUCCCUGCUCUUCUCUCGGUGCAACUCCAUUGUCACAGUCAAGAAGGAUAAGAGACACAUGGCUGAGGUGAAUGCUUCCCCACUCAAGCACUUUGUCACUGCCAAGAAGAAGAUCAAUGGCAUCUUUGAGCAGCUGGGGGCCUACAUCCAGGAGAGUGCCACCUUCCUCGAAGACACCUACAGGAAUGCAGAAUUGGACCCCGUUACGACGGAAGAACAGGUCUUGGACGUCAAAGGCUACCUGUCCAAAGUGAGGGGCAUCAGCGAGGUGCUGGCCCGGCGACACAUGAAAGUGGCUUUUUUUGGCCGGACGAGCAAUGGGAAAAGCACCGUGAUCAAUGCCAUGCUCUGGGACAAAGUUCUGCCCUCUGGAAUUGGCCACACCACCAAUUGUUUCCUGCGGGUAGAGGGCACAGAUGGCCAUGAGGCUUUCCUCCUCACUGAGGGCUCAGAGGAGAAGAGGAGUGUCAAGACUGUGAACCAGCUGGCCCAUGCCCUCCACCAAGACGAGCAGCUCCAUGCUGGCAGCCUGGUGAGCGUGAUGUGGCCCAACUCCAAGUGUCCACUUCUGAAGGAUGACCUCGUGCUGAUGGACAGCCCAGGGAUUGAUGUCACCACCGAACUGGACAGCUGGAUUGACAAGUUUUGCCUGGAUGCUGAUGUGUUUGUGCUGGUGGCCAACUCCGAGUCCACCCUGAUGCAGACGGAGAAGCAGUUUUUCCACAAGGUGAGCGAGCGCCUCUCCCGCCCAAACAUCUUCAUCCUGAACAACCGCUGGGACGCCUCCGCCUCGGAGCCUGAGUACAUGGAGGAGGUCCGGCGGCAGCACAUGGAGCGCUGUACCAGCUUCCUGGUGGAUGAACUGGGCCUAGUGGACCGAGCCCAGGCUGGGGACCGCAUCUUCUUUGUGUCUGCCAAGGAGGUGCUCAAUGCAAGGAUCCAGAAAGCCCAGGGCAUGCCUGAAGGAGGGGGCGCCCUUGCAGAAGGCUUUCAAGUGAGGAUGUUUGAGUUUCAGAAUUUUGAGCGGAGAUUUGAGGAAUGCAUCUCCCAGUCUGCAGUGAAGACCAAAUUUGAGCAGCACACAGUCCGGGCCAAGCAGAUCGCAGAGGCCGUUCGCCUCAUCAUGGACUCUCUGCAUGUCGCGGCUCAGGAGCAGCGCGUUUACUGCCUGGAAACACGUGAAGAGCGGCAAGACCGGCUGAGGUUUAUUGACAAACAGCUAGAGCUCUUGGCACAGGACUACAAGCUGCGAAUUAAGCAGAUUACAGAGGAAGUUGAAAGGCAGGUGUCGACUGCAAUGGCUGAGGAGAUCAGGCGCCUCUCUGUACUGGUGGACGAGUACCAGAUGGAUUUCCAUCCUUCUCCAGUCGUUCUCAAGGUUUAUAAGAAUGAACUGCACCGCCACAUUGAGGAAGGACUGGGCCGGAACAUGUCUGACCGCUGCUCCACGGCCAUCACCAGCUCCCUGCAAACCAUGCAGCAGGACAUGAUAGAUGGCUUGAAACCCCUUCUUCCCGUAUCUGUGCGGAGUCAGAUAGACAUUCUGGUCCCUCGGCAGUGCUUCUCCCUCAGCUAUGACCUCAACUGUGACAAGCUGUGUGCUGACUUCCAGGAGGACAUCGAGUUCCAUUUCUCUCUCGGGUGGACCAUGCUCGUGAAUAGGUUCCUGGGCCCCAAAAACAGCUGUCGGGCCCUGAUGGGCUACAACGACCAGGUCCAGCGCCCCGUCCCCCUGACACCAGCCAACCCCAGCAUGCCCCCUCUCCCUCAGGGCUCACUCACCCAGGAAGAGCUCAUGGUUUCCAUGGUUACUGGCCUGGCCUCCCUGACCUCCAGGACCUCCAUGGGCAUCCUCGUUGUUGGAGGAGUGGUAUGGAAGGCAGUGGGCUGGCGGCUUAUCGCCCUCUCCUUCGGGCUCUACGGCCUCCUCUACGUCUACGAGCGCCUCACCUGGACCACCAAGGCCAAGGAACGAGCCUUUAAGCGCCAGUUUGUAGAGUAUGCCAGUGAGAAGCUGCAGCUCAUCAUCAGCUAUACUGGCUCCAACUGCAGCCACCAAGUCCAGCAGGAGCUGUCUGGGACCUUUGCUCAUUUGUGCCAGCAAGUCGAUGUCACCCGCGAGAACCUGGAACAAGAAAUUGCCGCCAUGAACAAGAAAAUUGAAGUUCUUAAUUCGCUUCAGAGCAAAGCAAAACUGCUCAGGAAUAAAGCCGGUUGGUUGGACAGUGAACUCAACAUGUUCACGCACCAGUACCUGCAGCCCAGCAGAUAGUGUGUGGCCUGGAGCUGGAGCCUGCAUGGAGAUGGGGUGCCGCCGCCAGCCCCUCCGUGCACUGUGGGCCUCCCACCAGGAGUCGUGCAGCUCCUGCCUGUGGCCACCGCUGUGACAAUUGAAAGCACCCCUUAAAUGCUAGUUAAUUUUUUCCCCUCCUCUGUCUGCUGUUGCAGCAGACUCUUCCAUCUCAUAUCCCCAAAGGAGACUGCUUUGAACGAUGAUGAGUGACAGCAUGGUACCAGGGAGUUUAAGUGGAGCCUUUGCUCCAUCAGGUUCACUGAUUGCAAAUCAUUUGAAUGCUCGCUAAGGUGUCUGGGUCUCUUGGCAUUGCCGAGUGCUGAUUGACACCUCCAAGGUUAUCAGACACCUCACCUUCUCCUAGCCAGCACUAGCACCGGCUUCUCUGCACCUGCCCUUCCUGCACCCAGCACAUCUGUAGAGAGAGGCUCCUUUGGAGGGGUGGUUGGAUUCUCUUCCUUGACUGAAUCAGAAAUAGUCCCAGGAAGGCUGAGUCCAUCUCAGGACUUCCUGCUGGGUGAGCGGGGCCCUUCAGCAUUCACAUUCUUUCCCAUUGUAGAGCCUUUUAGACAAGUCUUUGUGGUGGGGCUUGUUAAUGCCUUAGGUUUUAGAUUGAGCAGGCCCUCUGCCAAGAGGGGUGGGACAGAUUGCUGCAGAGGUCACUAAGAAUAUCUUUAGGAGAGUGGUGUGUGAAAAGGUGUGUCUGAUGGGUGCUGUAGUGUCAGAGCUGGGGGCUAUUGCCAUGACAAGGAAGAUGUUGCCCCUUCACUGAGUUGCAUGCUCUAGUUUUGGUCCUUGGCCUGUGUAGUCUGGUUUUAUUAUUGAAGAAUGGUAGUUUGGUUCUGAUUUGUUAAAGGAUGUAGUAGAACGAAGUGUGGUGCAAGGGGUGGGGUGGACCUUGGCGACAGGCCAAGGGAGUGGGACCCCACCUAGGAUGGCUAGAGAAUAUGGUGUCAGUGUAGAAUGGGCCUUCCAUUUGACCUCACUCUAGGCAGGUUUCAUGGGCCCGGAGAUCCCCCACCCCACUUGCUUGGUUAUAUCUCUGUUAUGUCCCUAAGAGAUGUCUCCUUGUCUACCCCAUGCUGCCCUUGGCGACCAGCCUUCUGGACCUAAUUCCUGUGUACUCAGUGACUGCAGUUGGCCGAGAGAAGGUGUGGGAAACCCAGCACCCACACUCCCACCUUCCUUGGAUCCCUGCAGCCUCUGACUGGUACACAUUUGUCCUCAUGUUGACUUUGAGAAACGUUUCCUGUUGUCGAGUUUUGGGAUUGUUACUGGUCAAAGUGGGGUCAGGUUCCUGUCUGCUAAGUGUUAAGGCUGGGAAAAGCAGCCUUUGGGUGACAGAGCCUGUGGUGCGCAGCUCUGGCAGCUUUUAGUGGAAUGUAACACCUUACCCGGAAACAAGCCCACAGGGCAGGGGCUCAGGCAGGGAGAUGAAGUUUGGUUCCUGCUGGGUUUUCAGUCGAGCUGCUGUGGUCUUCAGGAAAUGCGUUGGUGGCCUCUGCUCACUGGUGGGUGGCCACAUGGGUGACAUCCUCUCCACUUACCUGCUUGUCUACAAACCCUCGGUCUACCCUAUUGCAUGGAACAAAGUGACGGACUCUGCCAGGGAGGAUACAUGUGGGAGAAGGUUCUGAGCAUUUUGCCAGGCCUGGGUCAUGGUUACCUCAUCGUGUGCCAGGAAGAAAUCAGUGUCACACAAUUCCAAUGAAUUUUGUGCUCUUUUUAAAAAAUUAUUUAAAAAUAAGUAAACAUGAAUUUUUUGAAUGUAGCCCAUGGGAAACGAAUAGAAUUUUGAACUUCUUACACAAUAAAUAAUAUAAAAUUUAUACUGCUGAAGGAGAGACCCUUUCCAAAAGAAGUUUGGCCAAAAGCACUUUAAUUGAAUGCUGCUAACUUUGUUCUCUGUUUUUAUGUUCAUUUGCUAGAGUGCAAGAUGUGUUCGACACUGUGAGUUUUCUCUCUGAUUACUUAAGGCGAUAAUAUUUGCCUGAAUUACUCCUGUAUCAUUGCUGAUAAUAUUGGAAACUGAAAUAAAACGUAGUUGGAAACCCUU
Choloepus didactylus (southern two-toed sloth) is the source of this 4646-nucleotide messenger RNA. RefSeq names its product mitofusin 2 (gene MFN2). Bases 296 to 2569 code for a protein of 757 amino acids. NCBI's taxonomy places the organism in Eukaryota, Metazoa, Chordata, Mammalia, Pilosa, Megalonychidae. Gene Ontology annotation, molecular function: GTP binding; GTPase activity. Gene Ontology annotation, biological process: mitochondrion localization; mitochondrial fusion. Gene Ontology annotation, cellular component: mitochondrial outer membrane. The record is from RefSeq and is a predicted model, not a curated record. The transcript has 19 exons.